AGAACUUUUCAGUUCACCACUCCUCUGGAACAACUUUCCUUUUUAUCAUCUUGAUUUAUUUAUUUUUUUAUUGAACUCUGGGGUCGAUUAGAGCACAGCUUGAGUGUGGAAUGGCUGAACUGGUGCGAAUCCGAAAGAAAAAGCUCCAAAUUCCUAUUUCUAGGCUGAGAAGUAUGCUGAAGCAGAUUGAAGAGAAAGAAGUCGAUUUUGAAGAUAUCAGAAAAAAUUUGGACUUCACGGCAUCGUUACUAGAGGCAGUUUACCUCGAUGGAACGAGACAGUGUCUGGAGUCAGAGGACGAUCUUCAACAGCUGCAGUCAGACGGGGUGCCAUCAGAGGUCACUGACUGGCUGGCGUCCACCUUCACCCAAAGGAUUCGACGGCCUUUGAGACGCUCAGAUGAGAAGCCUAAGUUUCGCAGCAUUGUGCAUGCAGUGCAGGCUGGAAUAUUUGUGGAGAGGAUGUUUAAGAGGGCCUACACAGCGACCAUGCCAGACCAACCUGCAGCAGUCAUAAACUGCCUAAGGGAUGUGGACCGUUGGAGCUUUGAUGUUUUCGCUCUAAACUCCGGCAGCUCUGAUCACGCACUACAAACUCUGUUCUUUGAACUGAUCACAAGAUAUGACCUCAACAGCCGCUUUAAGAUUCGUAUCUCGUGCCUGACUGAAUUCUUGUCUGCCCUGGAAAGAGGAUACUGCAAAUACAACAAUCCCUAUCACAACCUUGUUCAUGCGGCUGAUGUGACCCAGACCCUGCACUGCCUGCUGCUGCGCUCCGGCCUCGUGCACUGGCUGACAGAGCUUGAGGUGAUGGCUUCUCUGUUUGCUGCAGCCAUUCAUGACUUCGAACACACAGGAACCACAAACAACUUUCACAUCCACACAAGGUCAGAGUUUGCUCUGAUUUAUAAUGACAGAUCUGUGCAGGAAAGUCAUCACUUAAGUGCAGCAUUUCGCCUGCUGCAGGACGACCGGCUGAACAUUUUCAUUAAUUUGACACGAGAGGAGUGGAUGGAGAUGCGAUCACUUGUUAUAGAGAUGGUUUUGGCCACUGACAUGUCCUCCCACCUAAUUCAAGUCAAAGCCAUGAAAUCCUCUCUACAACAACAGGAGAGGAUUGAUAAGCCCAAGGCGUUGUCUCUCUUACUGCACACGGCUGACAUCAGUCAUCCAUCCAAGCCCUGGGCACUGCACUCUCGCUGGACCAAAGCUUUAAUGGAGGAGUUUUUCAGGCAGGGCGAUAGAGAGGCGGAGCUCGGCCUUCCCUUCUCUCCACUAUGUGAUCGAAAAAGUACCCUAGUAGCUGAGUCCCAGAUAGGUUUCAUUGACUUCAUUGUGUAUCCUACAUUUUCCCUGUUGACGGACAUAGCAGAGAAAAUUGUUAUUCCCUUGGUGGAGGAGAACCCAGGUCCCCCGGACCCCUGCAACAGACACAGUAAUCUUUGGAAGGAGAGCUCCAGAGGUCUGCAGUGGAGUCUUGCACACGUCACAGCCGAGCUGGUGAGUUUUCGCUCUACGUGGACGCGACACACAGAAGACAACAAGCUCAAAUGGAAAGAGAUUGGCUCGAAUGGAUUUUCUGACUCCAGUUUUACAAACGAACAAGAAUCCAGACAGAAGGAACGGUCAGAAAAAUCUCUGAAAGACACCACCGAAAAUGCAAAACCGUAGAAGGGACUUUUUGUGAUAGGGGCUUGUUUCCAAGGAUUUCGACACACAUCAACUGAAACUGGGAAUCACAGAAUCACAAAAUCGUUUGUUAUAAUGUGUGACAGGGAGAAAAGUAUGAGUAGACUUAAAAAUAAGAUCAUCUUCCAAAGGUAAGAUGAUGUGCAAUAACAAUGAUGUCCUAAUGUCUUAUUUUAAGAGUAGUAUACCACAGUAAUUUAAAUGGAAAGUGGACAUGCUGGUCAUGUCAUUGGGCAGUCAAUGGUUUUAAUUUAAGUUGCCAUUUAAACACAACAGGAGCUGUUUUUCAGUUGUAGUUGUAGAACUACACAAACAUAUUUAACCUGCAUUAAACUUUAAAAUAUACUUCA
Messenger RNA from Girardinichthys multiradiatus, 2038 nucleotides. Its product is annotated as calcium/calmodulin-dependent 3',5'-cyclic nucleotide phosphodiesterase 1B-like. NCBI's taxonomy places the organism in Eukaryota, Metazoa, Chordata, Actinopteri, Cyprinodontiformes, Goodeidae. The record is from RefSeq and is a predicted model, not a curated record. Bases 111 to 1670 code for a protein of 519 amino acids. Gene Ontology annotation, biological process: signal transduction. Gene Ontology annotation, molecular function: 3',5'-cyclic-nucleotide phosphodiesterase activity. The transcript is spliced from 14 exons.